CGGCAGGCGGGAGCGAUGGUGAAGAUGGCGGCGGCGGGUGGCGGAGGCGGCGGUGGUCGCUAUUACGGCGGCGGCAACGAGGGAGGCCGAGCCCCUAAACGACUGAAGACUGAAAAUGCUGGCGACCAGCACGGAGGCGGCGGCGGCGGAGGAUCCGGGGCAGCGGGCGGCGGCGGCGGGGAGAACUACGAUGACCCCCACAAAACCCCUGCUUCCCCAGUUGUCCACAUCAGGGGCCUGAUUGAUGGUGUGGUGGAAGCUGACCUUGUGGAAGCCCUGCAAGAAUUUGGACCCAUCAGCUAUGUGGUGGUGAUGCCAAAGAAGAGACAGGCGCUGGUAGAGUUUGAAGAUGUGCUGGGGGCUUGUAACGCAGUGAACUACGCAGCGGACAACCAGAUCUACAUUGCUGGUCACCCUGCUUUUGUCAAUUACUCUACCAGCCAGAAGAUCUCUCGCCCCGGGGACUCAGACGACUCCCGGAGCGUCAACAGUGUGCUUCUGUUUACCAUCCUGAACCCCAUCUACUCCAUAACCACGGAUGUUCUUUACACUAUCUGUAAUCCUUGUGGUCCUGUUCAGAGAAUUGUCAUUUUUCGGAAGAAUGGAGUCCAGGCUAUGGUGGAAUUUGACUCUGUGCAAAGUGCCCAGCGGGCUAAGGCCUCUCUUAAUGGGGCUGACAUCUAUUCUGGCUGUUGCACUCUGAAGAUCGAGUAUGCAAAGCCUACCCGUUUAAAUGUGUUCAAGAAUGAUCAGGAUACUUGGGACUACACAAACCCCAACCUCAGUGGACAAGGUGACCCUGGCAGUAAUCCCAACAAACGCCAGCGGCAGCCCCCUCUCCUGGGAGAUCAUCCCGUAGAAUAUGGAGGGCCCCAUGGUGGGUACCACAGCCAUUACCAUGAUGAGGGCUACGGGCCCCCCCCACCUCACUACGAAGGGAGAAGGAUGGGCCCACCUGUGGGGGGUCACCGUCGGGGCCCAAGUCGCUAUGGCCCCCAGUAUGGUCAUCCCCCACCCCCUCCCCCACCACCCGACUAUGGCCCCCACGCUGACAGCCCUGUACUCAUGGUCUAUGGCUUGGAUCAAUCUAAGAUGAACUGUGAUCGAGUCUUCAAUGUCUUCUGCUUGUAUGGCAAUGUGGAGAAGGUGAAAUUUAUGAAAAGCAAGCCGGGGGCCGCCAUGGUGGAGAUGGCUGAUGGCUAUGCUGUGGACCGAGCCAUUACUCACCUUAACAACAACUUCAUGUUUGGGCAGAAGAUGAAUGUCUGUGUUUCCAAGCAACCAGCCAUUAUGCCUGGCCAGUCAUACGGGCUAGAAGACGGGUCCUGCAGUUACAAAGACUUCAGCGAGUCAAGGAACAAUCGGUUCUCCACCCCAGAGCAGGCAGCCAAGAACCGCAUCCAGCACCCUAGCAAUGUACUGCACUUCUUCAAUGCUCCCCUGGAGGUGACUGAGGAGAACUUCUUUGAGAUCUGCGAUGAGCUGGGAGUGAAGCGGCCAACCUCUGUGAAAGUAUUUUCAGGCAAAAGCGAACGCAGCUCUUCUGGGCUUCUGGAGUGGGAUUCUAAGAGCGAUGCCCUGGAGACAUUGGGCUUCCUGAACCAUUACCAGAUGAAAAACCCAAAUGGCCCGUACCCGUACACUCUGAAGCUGUGCUUCUCCACCACACAGCAUGCCUCCUAAUUAGCUGCUGGGACGAGCACAUCAAGCAGGAAGACGUCUCUUUCCUUUAUGCUGUUGGUUUUCUUUGGUUUUGUUCUGUUUUGAUUUAUUUUUUGCAGUUCUUGUUUCCUUUUAAAAUGCUAGUUCAGUAGACGCUUAACCACAACAGAAAUGCUGGAACUCUGGAGGGGGGGAGGGGAACUGAUAUCUCCCAAGAUUAACCUUCACUUUUUAAGAUAACUGUACGUGUGAUUUUUAUUUUUCCCUGUUCAUACAUUUGUGCUGCCCAUGUAUCUUGGCACACAUUUCAAUAAAAUGGUUUGGAAGCUAGAA
Chionomys nivalis (European snow vole) is the source of this 1995-nucleotide messenger RNA. RefSeq names its product heterogeneous nuclear ribonucleoprotein L-like. Gene Ontology annotation, molecular function: mRNA binding. NCBI's taxonomy places the organism in Eukaryota, Metazoa, Chordata, Mammalia, Rodentia, Cricetidae. The record is from RefSeq and is a predicted model, not a curated record. Gene Ontology annotation, cellular component: nucleus. Gene Ontology annotation, biological process: regulation of RNA splicing; mRNA processing.